AUGGACAAUGAGACAAAAGCCAUAUCCAAGGUAGAUGUUCUCCUCGAUACCGGAGCGGAAACAUCAUUUAUCGAGAGUUCACUUGCAGCAAAGUUACACCUUCCUGUACUCGAACAUAAGACAAUUAGACUGCACACGUUUGGAUCGAAAGAAACGAAGCAAGAAAAGUAUGCGCUAGUCAGAUUGGAAGGAUGGGAUGACGAAGAAACUUUGCAUUCAUUAGAUCUGUUGACUUAUGAGGUUUUGACUAGGUCUUUUUCAUCACUGCAACUGUCGGUAGAGGAUCAGAGUUUCCUGAACUCCCUCGACAUUUCGCUACCUAUACGAAAAGAUAAAAAAAUUGUCAAACCUCUCAUACUCCUACAAUGUGAUCAGUUGUGGUCAUUCAUGAGGUGCGACAAAUCAGCAAUACCUUUGCCAUCAGGAUUUUAUCUUUUGCCAACCAAGCUAGGACCCAUAAUAUCAGGAAAAGCGAAGUCAAUAACAUCCAAAACGGCUCAGUCAAUGACAUGCCAACUGAUUCAAGUUUCUCCUUAUGUAAAUGACAUCAGUCACUGGGAUAGUACCCGGUCCAUGGAUGAUGCUGGUGAAACUCAAGCCACUACGAUAAGAGCUACAGUGUCAGACAUAACCGAGGAAGAAAGGGAGAAAUGGGAUCAAUAUUGGACAAUGGAUAAAGCUGGGACUGAAGGACUCGGCAAUACCGAGAAAGAGGUUCGUGCUGCACUAGACGAAAAAGUUUGGAAAUUCUUCAACCACACAAUCCAACAGAAAGAAGACGGAUACUACGUCCCCCUUCCUUGGAAAGAGCGAUAUCAAUACCUUUCGGACAAUGAAGCACUCGCCCAGAAACGUCUAGUCAACGUAUGGGCUUUAUUACGAAAGGAUGUGAACAUUCUGAAUCAAUACAAUAACGUGUUCCAAGAACAACUGGUUAACAAUAUAAUCGAAAUAGUGGACGAAACAGCACCAACUCAAGGAAAUCAAGUCCACUACAUCCCUCAUCAGCCCGUCUUUACUCCGAACAAAGCGGCAACCAAGCUACGGGUAGUUUUCGAUGCGUCGGCACACUAUAAAGGGUGCCCCUCAUUGAACGACGUACUCUAUAGAUGA
This is a messenger RNA of Necator americanus (New World hookworm), 1113 nucleotides long. RefSeq lists its product as uncharacterized. The transcript has a single exon. The record is from RefSeq and is a predicted model, not a curated record. Lineage: Eukaryota; Metazoa; Nematoda; Chromadorea; Rhabditida; Ancylostomatidae. Bases 1 to 1113 code for a protein of 370 amino acids.